Populus euphratica (Euphrates poplar) is the source of this 757-nucleotide messenger RNA. RefSeq names its product beta carbonic anhydrase 2, chloroplastic-like. Gene Ontology annotation, molecular function: carbonate dehydratase activity; zinc ion binding. The transcript has 8 exons. Bases 101 to 757 code for a protein of 218 amino acids. NCBI's taxonomy places the organism in Eukaryota, Viridiplantae, Streptophyta, Magnoliopsida, Malpighiales, Salicaceae. Gene Ontology annotation, biological process: carbon utilization. The record is from RefSeq and is a predicted model, not a curated record.
CUUGAGUUUGCUGCAAAAUUGUGCCCAAGUUUUCUAGUGAAUAUCAAUAUAUAUUCAAGCCACAACUUCCCAUUUCCUAGCUAGCAAAAGAUAUACAGGCAUGAGUAAUCUGUCACAUGAAGAGGCUAUUGAAGGAUUGAAGAAGCUUCUGAUUGAUAAUGAAAAGGAUGACCAGUCGAACAAGGAGGUUGAGGCAAAAAUUGAGAAGCUGAUCGCUGAGUUGCAAGGGAAAAGGCCUCAUGAUCAUCACUGUGAUCCAGUUAGAAGAAUUCUGGAUGGGUUUCAUCGCUUCAAGACCACUAAAUUUGACAAGUAUCCAGAGUUGUACCGUGAACUUGCAGAAGGCCAGUCCCCCAAGUUUCUGGUUUUCGCAUGCUCUGAUUCCCGGGUCAGCCCUUCUCAUGUCCUGGACUUCCAACCUGGUGAAGCCUUCAUGUUCCGCAACAUUGCUAACCUGGUUCCUGCAUUUAACCAGUUGAGAUACUCUGGAGUUGGAGCAGCUAUUGAAUAUGCUGUGGCGAGUUUGGGGGUAGAAAAUAUCUUGGUCAUUGGACAUAGUCGCUGUGGUGGGAUAAAGAGGCUUAUGACUCUCCCAGAGGAUGGUUCGACUGCUUAUGACUUCGUAGAUGAUUGGGUCAAAAUCGGUUUACCUGCCAAGGCCAAGGUCAAAGCUGAGUUUGGGCAUCUUCCACUUCCUGAACAGAUCCAGAAAUGUGAAUUCGGUGACCAUAUUGGUGUGAGGCCCUACUUGAUGUGA